AUGGACCUGACAAUGAUGAGAGAGACUGUUGGAUACAAGCAUAGUGAGACAUAUCUAUAGAGCAGAGUAUAGUAGUAUAGUUAUAGAAUAUUAUAGUAGCCUACACAUGGAGGUUGAGAGUGACAGUUAAAUACAGACAUAAGCAUGUAUGUGAAAGAGAAAAUUGAAUAGAUGUAUUUAUUUACGGAUAGAUAUCAUCCUCUUCCGAGGAGGAGCACAUCAUGCCGGCCCUGUCGUCGCGGUAACAGCGGGCCAUGAGGCGGAGUUGCACCAGCGACUCCUGAAAGUCAGCCAGCUCAGAACCCUGGGAGAGGAAGCUGGGGACUCCGUGGUGAAAGGUGGGUGAGUGUCACAGGUGUGACUAGUUGCCUCAUUAAUCCAGCGAGAGCUCCCAUUGGAUAAUAAUCUCAUGUGAUUUGAGAUGUGCGCAUUUAAACCCUCCUGUUUUUCUGUUCCAAACGGCCGCCCAAGGGAGGUGAUGCAGUCCAGAGGUAUGGAGGUUUCCUGGGGCAUGUGGGAAAUGGAGUCUUGUGAGGCAACAUCCCUCCAGGGAUAUUUUUGAAUAGAUCGUUAUCAGACAAGCUCAGGAAAUUAAUUCAGAUCCCUCCCAUGUCCUUUACUCAGAGUAUCAGCUCCUCCCCUCAGGCAGAUGCUAUAGGGUCCCUACUCCCCUCAGGCAGACGCUAUAAGGUCCCUCCUCCCCUCAGGCAGACACUAUAGAGUCCCUCCCCCCCUCAGGCAGACGCUAUAGGGUCCCUCCUCCCCACAGGCAGACGCUAUAGGGUCCCUCCUCCCCUCAGGCAGACGCUACAGGGUUCCUCCUCCCCUUCAGGCCAGACGCUAAUAAAAGGUCCCCUCUCCCCCUCAGGCAGACGCUAAUAGGGUCCCCCCCCCUCAGGCAGGAACGGCUAGAGGGGUCCUCUCCCUCCCCUCAGGCAGAACGCUAUAUCGGUCCCCUCCCUCCCUCCCCCUCAGGCAGACGCUAUAGGGUCCCUCCUCCCCUCUAGGCAGGACGCUAUAAGGGUCCCUCCCCCUCAGGGAGACGGCUAUAAAGGUCCAUCCUCCCCUCAUGGCAGACGCUAUAGGGUGUCCCUCCUCCCCUCAGGGAGACGCCGUAUAAAGGUCCCCUCCUCCCGCUCAGGCAUGCGCUAUAUGGGUCCCGCCUCCCCGUCAGGCCAGACGCUAUAUGGUCCCCUCUUAGGCAUACGCUAUAGGGUGCCCUCCGCCCCUCAGGCAGGCGCUAUAUAGGGUCCCCUCUUCCCCUGAGGCAGACAGCCAUAUUCGAGUCCCUCCUCCCACAGCAGCGCUUUAGGGUCCCUCCUCCCCUCAGGCAGACUCUAUAGGGGUCCCCUCCAUCCCCUCAGGCAGACGCUAUAAUAAGUCCCUCCUCACUCAGGCAGACGCUAUAAGGUCCCUCCUCACUCAGGCCAGGCUCUAUUAAAGGUCCCUCCUCCCUCAGGCAGACGCUCUUAAAGUCCCUCCUCGCCUCAGCCAGGCGCUAUAAUGUGUCCCCUCCUCCCCUCAAGGCAGCGCUAUAAAAGUCCCUCUUGCCUCCGCCAGGGCGUUAUAGUUGUCCCCCCUCCCCUCAACAGAACCUAUAGUUUGGUCCCGCCUCCCCUCAGGCCGACGCUCUAGGGUGGGGGGUGCACGGCCUCCCCUCAGGCAGACCGCUUAAAGGGUCCCUCCCUCCUCCCCUAAGGCAGAACUCUAUAGGUCCCUCCUCCCCUAACGGCAGACCUAUAGUGUCCCCGCUCCCUCAACUCAUGCGACACUAAUUCCCCCCAAAAGGGUCACUCCUCAACUCAUGCAGACGCUAUAAGGGUCCCUCCUCAACUCAUGCAGACGCUAUAGGGUCCCUCCUCAACCAGACAGACCCAUAGGGUCCCUCCUGACCCUCAGGCAGACGUUAGAGGGUCCCUCUCCCCUCAGGCAUACGCUAUAGGGUCCCUCCUCAACUCAUGCAGACGCUAUAGGGUCCCUCCUCAACUCAGACAGACGCUAUAGGGUCCCCCUACCCUCAGGCAGACGUUAUAGGGUCCCUCUCCCUCAGGCAAACGCUAUAAGGGGUCCCUCCUCAACUCAUGCCGACGCUAAGGGUCCCUCCUCAACUCAGACAGACGCUAUAGGGGUCCCUCCUCCCCUCAGGCAACGCUAUAGAGUCCCUCCUCCCCUCAGCAGACGCUAUAGAGUCCCUCCUACCCCUAAGGCAAGACGCUAUAGAGUCCCUCCUCCCCUCAGCAGACGCUAUAGGGUCCCUCCUCCCCUCAGGCAGACGCUAUAGGGUCCCUCUUAGGCAGACACUAUAGGGUCCCUCCUCAACUCAGGCAGACGCUAUAGAGUCCCUCCUCCCCUCAGGAAGACACUAUAGGGUCCCUCUUCCCCUGAGGCAGACGCUAUAGAGUCCCUCCUCCCCUCAGGCAGACGCUAUAGGGUCCCUCCUCAACUCAUGCAGACGCUAUAGGGUCCCCCCUCAACUCAGACAGACACUAUAGGGUCCCUCCUUCCCUCAGGCAGACGCUAUAGAGUCCCUCCUCCCCUCAGGAAGACACUAUAGGGUCCCUCUUCCCCUCAGGCAGACGCUAUAGGGUCCCUCCUCAACUCAGGCAGACGCUUAGAGUCCCUCCUCCCCCUCAGGCAGACGCUAUAGGGUCCCUCCCAACUCAGACAGACGCUAUAGUGUCCCUCUUCCCCUCAGGCAGACGCUAUAAGGUCCCUCCUCCCCUCAGGCAGACGCUAUAGAUCCCUCAUAGGCAGACGCUAUAAGUCCCUCCGCCCCGCAGCAUGACACUUUAUAGGUCCCCUCCCCCUCAGGCCAAGGCUAGAGGUCCCUCCUCCCCUCCUCAGGCGAAGGCUUAGGGUCCCUCCCUCUCACCCUCAUGAGGCAGACGCUAUAGGGUCCCGCCUCCCCGGCAGACGCUAUAGGGGCCCUCCUCCUCCCCCCCCCCCCCCCCAGCCAUACGCUAUAGGUCCCUCCUCCCCUCAGGCAGACUCUAUAAGGUCCCUCCUUCACUCAGGCAGCCGCUAUAAGGUACUCCUCCCCUCAGGCAGGACGCUAAUAAAGUCCCUCCUCCCGCAGCCAGGCGCUAUGGUCCCUCCUCCCCGCAGGCAGACGCUAUAGGGUCCCCCUCCUCCCCCGGCAGACGCUAUAAGGUCCCUCCUCCCUCAGGCAGAUCGCUAUAGGGUCCCUUCUUAGGCAAUGCUAUGGGUCCCCCUCCCCUCAGAGACCUAUAGGGUCCCUCCUCCCUCGGCAGACUCUAUAGGGUCCCUCCUCCCCUCAGGCAGACGCUAUAGGGUCCCCUCCCCCCUACCCCCUCAGGCAGACGCUAUAGGGUCCCUCCUCCCUCAGGAAGACGCUAUAGGGUCCCUCCUCCCCUCAGGAAGACGCUAUAGGGUCCCUCCUCCCCUCAGGGCAGACGCUAUAGGGUCCCUCCUCCCCUCAGGCAGACGCUAUAGGGUCCCUCCUCCCCUCAGGCAGACGCUAUAGGGUCCCUCCUCCCCUCAGGCAGACGCUAUAGGGUCCCUCCUCCCCUCAGGCAGACGCUAUAGGGUCCCUCCUCACCUCAGGCAGACCCUAUAGGGUCCCUCCUCCCCUCAGGCAGACGCUAUAAGGUCCCUCCUCCCCUCAGGCAGACGCUAUAGGGUCCCUCCUCAACUCAGGCAGACGCUAAUGGGUCCCUCCUCCCCUCAGGCAGACGCUAUAGGGUCCCUCCUCAACUCAGACAGACGCUAUAGGGUCACUCCUCCCCUCAUGCAGACGCUAUAGGGUCCCUCCUCCCCUCAGGCAGACGCUAUAGGGUCCCUCCUCAACUCAGGCAGACGCUAAUGGGUCCCUCCUCCCCUCAGGCAGACGCUAUAGGGUCCCUCCUCCCCUCAGGCAGACGCUAUAGGGUCCCUCCUCCCCUCAGGCAGACGCUAUAGGGUCCCUCCUCCCCUCAAGCAGGUCCAUCCUAUAGGGUUUGUGUUUGGUCUCUACCUUACUCUGCCUGCUCAACCCAGAUCCAAAAGGACCUUUGACACACACAUGACUGUAAGUCGCUUUGCAUAGAAGCGUCUGCUAAAUGGCAUAUAUUAUUAUAUAUAUAUAUUACUGUUCCAGUAGCAGCUGGAGGAGAGCAGCAGCAGCACAGACUGAAGAGAGACAAGUUAUUGACGUGUUAUUGCUAGUGUUUCCCAGCAUCACCAGAGCAGGCCUUCCUUCACAGAGGAACACUAUUGGCUCCAUGACAAUCACCACCAAGAGAUGAUGUCAUUCUCUAUCGGUUUAACAUAAUCUCUGACUCUACAGUCUCAGGUUCAUCAUUUGAAUGAGAGAGAACAUUUAUAUUGCAGCUAAAUGUUAGUUCUAUUUGCAGGUUUGCUUCAGAUCUAUAGAUAUCAUGUAGAGUGUGAGGAGGCUUGUGUUUAUUAUGGGAGCACUGGUUGCACUGUCUGUCUAUAGUCUUUUCACUGUAUAUUUACUGUACAAGAUGGAGACCACAGUGGUGCUGUACCAUACUGUAGUGGGGUAAUAUUUGAUACAAUACUCCUGUGGUCACAGUGUAUAAUGAAUGGUAGGUUCCCACUGGGCACAGACAUCAGUUCAACGUCUAGUUUUCAAUUACAUUUGGUUGAGUUGCUUCAACUUCAUCACAUAGAUUUGUUUGGUUUAAAUGACGUGGAAACAUUGAUUCAACCAGUUUUUCCCAGUGGGUUGAGUGUUUGUACAGUAGUACUCACUGACGCAUGUCAUUGUCUUGGCCCUCAGCACCUGCAGUAGGUCCCAGCUGCAGCAGUGCACUCUGACUGAGGGAGGUUUUUGUGCGGCUCUAAAUCACUGUGUGAACACAGGACCACUGUGGUAACUCUGACAGUAGUAAACUCCUGUAUCCUCAGCCUGGACUCCACUGAUGGUCAGAGUGAAGUCAACACCAUUUCCUCUCCCACUGCCACUGAACCUGGUGGAAACUCCAGUAUGCCUUUCUGAUGUGACAUAGAUCAGGAGUUUAGGAGCUUCUCCAGACCUCUGAUGGUACCAGGCUAGGAAAUACUGUGAGCCAGAGUACUGAGUAACUUUACUACUGGCGCUACAGUCAAUAGAGACAGUUUGACCAGGCUGGACUGACUGAGCUGCAGACUGAGUCAAUACAUACUGACCCCAAGACCCUGCAGAGAAAAAUAAGGAACAUUUGACAUAUAGGAUGGUAAAAUAUUUGGAAGAUUAUAACCCUAAUUCAUCAUUUACAACAUGAUGCUUGCAUUCUGAAAAUGUUCAAAAUGUCUCUCACCUUGUGUGUAACAGAUCAGAGUCCAGAUGAAGAUGGUGAUCAAAGUCAUGGUUGCCAUGGGUUCUGUUUAAAUGAAAUACAGAUCUCACAUGAAGUGUUCAACAUACAGGGCUAUAAACACUCCCAGAGCACUGAAGCAUGUGAUGCCAAUGCAAAGUGGCUCUCUAUGGAAAUGUUCCUCCUGGGCAAAUCACUGCACUGUCAUUAAGAAAAGUUCUGAAAUCCAAUUCUGUUGUCUGGAACUCAUUACAAAAAAUGUAUUUAUACUGACACGUUCCUUCGUUGCUGUAUCAGCAGUUUUCAUACUGUUGAAAGUUCAAUGGGGAACGGGGACCGUGAAUGUCCAAUCUCCUGGAGUUCCAGAGUGUACCAGGAGGGGGCCUCAGUUCCAAACAACAUUCAGUGAUCAGUUUCACGUCUCUGUUAACAUUACCCUCUGUGUCUGUAUGGAGAUUUUUGUACAGCGAGUCAAUCAGACUCUAUCACUGUGGUGGACUUUUGGUGGAGGGACCAAACUGAGUGUUGGUAGUAAGUAUUCAAUUCUCGAUCUUGACCUCUGUUAUCAAAAUCCCAAUUCAUUUUCUUAACACUAUUACAACUCCGUUAAAUAGAAAGUAGAAAAGUUUAUUUUUUGGGGAGAAUUUGUGUUGCAUUUAUUUUCCCUUAGAAGUAAAUUGAGUUAAAUUAAAAUGCCUAUCCAAGAUGUAAUAUAUCAAACAAUGUGCUUAUACAGUUUGUAUUGAUUUCGAACAAUAGGGUUAUUGAUGAAAUCUGAGAGUGGUUUGGUAGUUCAGCGAGAGCAGUAUCUCUAUAGUUUCAAAGGUUUUUGUAUGGCCGUUGCAUGUGUUUGUAUCACUGUGGUACACUUUUGGUGGAGGCACUAGACUGGAUGUUGGAAGUAAGUUUUUUUUAUGCUUAGUUUUGCUAUCUAUUUGCUAUAUUGCUUUCUUAUUUUGAAUGUUAUUAAAUAUUUGCUAUAUUUUGCUAAGUGUUGCUAUCUUACAAAGUCCUGCUGUUCAUAUGAAUACACUUUUGGUUUCAAUUUAUUAUAGAAUAUCUCGUAAAUUACAGUAUAACUUUAUUCAUUUUCUUUUAAAUUAAAGCUGCAAUAGGCUAUGUAACUUAUUCUGAGACCCGACCAAAUUCACAUAGAAAUACAGUUCAAAUAUUUCGUUGUCAUUGAAAGCAAGUCUAUAAAGCGGUAGAUUGUUCUAUGUGUGCUAUUUCUAUGCUUCCCAUUCUUAAGUUUAAUUUUUUGUUUUACUUUAGGUUUUGCACACCAGAUCAAACAGCUAAAAAUACAAUAUUUUUGGUUAUGGAAAAUAUAUUUCACAGCGGUUUAGAUGGUACAAUGAUUCUCUACUACACCAGGGCUCACCAACCCUGUUCCUGGAGAGCUACCCUCCUGUAGGUUUUUCACUCCAACCCCAGUUGUAAUUAACCUGAUUCAGUUUAUCAACCAGCUAAUUAUCAGAAUCAGGUGCGCUAGAUUAGGGUUGGAGUGAAAACCUACAGGACAGUAGCUCUCCAGGAACAAGGUUGAGAGCCCUACUCUUACAUUAUCCUUUCUUGUUUUGUCACAUAAACUGAAGUUAGGUGAACUAUUAGAAUUUUAGCAACCAGUAAAUGGCGUAGUGAUUUCUGCAUAGUGCAUCUUUAAAUGUAAUAUUAUUGUUAGAUGGUUACAGUCAACUGGAAUUUACUUCUCAGCACUUAUUUUAAACAGAUCAUUGAAGAAUUGGUCAUACAUUCUGUGGAAUUUUCUUUAAAAUAAUAAUAAUGAAUAAUGAAAUGCAGUUUGAUUCCUAGGAUUUUAUCACAUUACAAAAAGGGAGAAGUAUGUGGAAAUAUUUGUCAUUUUAAAAAGAAUUUUUUUUGAAGAUAGUUGAAUGUAUUUUCAGUCAUCUCAUGUAGUUAUAAUAUGCUUCAGUAGCUACUCAUAGGGAAGUGAAAUAGUGACACAAAGACUGAGAAACUGUGUUUUUGAGGGACAGAAACCUACUGAAAAAACAACUUAAUUUACAGCUAAGAUGUAAAACUGCUGCGUCACUAUUGUUGCAUCAGUCUGGUGAUUGAUUGAUAGCUCCCCUCUCUCUAAUUUCCCACCUGUCUCCUAGGUGAUGUUCCUCCCACCCUGACGGUCCUGCCCCCCUCCAGUGUGGAGCUACGACAGGGGAAGGCCACUCUCAUGUGCCUGGCCAACAAGGGCUUCCCCUCAGACUGAAGCUGAGCUGGAAGGUGGAUAGGAGCAGUAGCAGCACCUGGGAGGUGACCGGGAGCCCUGGGGUCCUGGAGAAGGACGGCCACUACAGCUGGAGCAGCACCCUGACCCUUCCUGUCGACCAAUGGAGGAAGGUCGGCUCUGUGACCUGUGAGGCCACCCAGGGCUCCCAGUCUCCACUCUCUGAGACACUGAGGAGAGACCAGUGUUCUGACGAAUGA
Molecule: messenger RNA, 7706 nt
Organism: Coregonus sp. 'balchen'
Lineage: Eukaryota; Metazoa; Chordata; Actinopteri; Salmoniformes; Salmonidae
Source: the annotation of a GenBank genome assembly